AUGGUCUCAUUAGCCAUCUCGACGCUUUUGCAACCCCCCAUAGUACGAACUGGCCUUCAGCCUCACACCACCCCGCCGCCCUCGAGCUCGCACAAACCCCCUACCUCCAGGGACAUUCCACCCGUCGCCUUGACGAAUAUCGAGCUGGUCGACAACGCAGAGUUCGCUCCAUACUUGACCCAAGUUGGGGCGCUGUAUGAGCAACUGAGAAGGGUCAAGGAGAACGAGGAUGAGGCGCAUAGCGCUCGUCGCGCCUCUCGACCCGAGGAGCAGGCUGAACCCGUCUCCGAGGGCCUGUUGCGACCCACCUCCAGAUCGCAAAGCAACCGGCGCGCGUCUACAGCCUCUUUGGCAUCGUUGGGCUCCAUCGAUGCGCCGAGCCCUAUGCGACGAUCAAGCUCUGGCUUCAUUCGCAAAACGACCCACGGCCCCCCGCCGCUUUCAACAAUCCCCAACGUGUACUUUGAGGAUGAUUUUCACCUCGAGAACCCGCGCACGUUCGACGUAGUGAGCGAGCGCUCCGAGGUGAUCCGACCGCCCAACGCCGGACAGCCGGGGAAGGGGGGCGGCAACGGCAACGCCACGGCUCCUCGAAAAGCACUCGCGACGAAUGCGAUCCUUCAAGAAAAGCUUUCUUGGUACAUGGACACGAUCGAAGUCCACCUCAUCAACUCCAUAUCAACCGCCUCAACAACCUUCUUCACCGCUCUUGGGUCCUUGAAGGAGCUACACUCGGAAGCAGCGGACUCUGUAGGGAGGAUACAAGUCCUCAGAAAAGAGUUGGAAGCACUGGAUCAGGAGAUUGUGACUCAUGGGCUCGACAUCAUCCAGAAGAAGCGGCGGCAAGAAAACCUGAGACAACUUCACGAUGCCGUGUGGCAAUUACGGCAGAUCGUGGACGGCGUUGCAAGUUGCGAGGCUCUCGUUGACGCGGGAGAGGUGGACAAGGCGCUCGCGAGCAUUGACUCUUUGGAAAAGUUGAUUGCUGGUGAGACGGAUGGAUUCCCCGACGACGGCGCCCAAGUACAGUUGCGAGACAUGCGCUCUGCAUCUGCCCUGCACAGCAUCAACACUGACAUCAACAGCCUCAGAUUCCGCGUGGGUAAGGCGUACGAGGCUCAGUUCUCGAGUGUGCUGUUAGCUGAUCUCCGGCGGCACGUCGAAACCGUUUCGCGCGCCGAUGUCCUGUUGCGGUGGAGCAACGCUGCGUCCAGAUCAAGAGGCGCCCACGCGCGGUCGCCGUCGGUGUUUCCCUCCUAUCUGGGCGGAACCGACGAGCUCAAGGCGCAGCUGGCUCCGAGCAUGGUCGGGCUACACCGUGCCAAACACAUUGCCACGGCUGCCAUGGCCUAUCGAGACGCGGUGUUGCGCGAUAUCCGAAACCUGAUUCGGCGCCCUCUCCCCAGCUCGAACGAUGACGACGCGGAGUCUAUCAUGUCUGUCUCGACAGCGAGCGGCGGCAGGCAGAGAUCAAACCAAGACAAAUCUGCAGCUUUGGCCCGAAACCUGCGGGCGCUCGAUGCUGAAGAUGCCGAGGAACUGCUUAUGACAAUAUACGUCGGUGUUACGGAGACCUUGAGACGACUUACGACCCAGGUGAAGGUGCUGUUGGACAUUGCCAGCUCUCUCGCAGCUGAGCCUGACGGCGAUGGGCUGAAAUCACCACCUGUCCGUUCACCAGUCACGAGUCCUCGGCCUGACCGCCUAGGAGGCAAUCCUCUAGGCGGAGCAUUCGAAUUGCAAGAAGAGCUUCACAAGGCACUGAAUGAGACGUCGCUGCUUACCCAGGCCGUUGACGUUGCCAAUGACAAGAUCGUCAAGGUCCUUCGGGUCCGCGCGGAGCAGUCCACUCACCUUCCCCUCGAACUGUUCCUGCGAUACUUCACUCUCAAUCUUUACUUUGCCAACGAAUGCGAAGCCAUCUCCGGAAGAAGUGGCACGUCGUUGAAAACCGUGGUUAACGGCCACAUCAAGGAGUUCGUCCAGAGGAAUCGAGACGCCGAGAUGCAAAAGCUCGCUCAAGGCAUGGAGUCGGACCAGUGGAACGCCAAGGACUUCACGGACAAGAACACCGAGCUGCUUGAUCUGAUCUUAAACUCUAGCACCCAAGAUGCCCCUGCUUGGACAGAGAGCACAAAGAUUUGGGUGCCAUACCUGGAGAUCGAGGCAGCGAAGCAAGAAACUACGCUCUCAGAACCGAACGGAACAGGAAAGGACAAGACCCGACCAGCAAUUAUUGAAGCCGAGAAGUUCAUACUUCCAAACUCGGCGAUUCUUGGCCUCGAGGGCAUGGGGAAUUUCAUGCAUCUUAUCGCUGGUAUCCCCUCUAUGACCACGGAUGUGGCUUCGUCUUUGGUUGCGUACUUGCAGCUGUUCAAUUCUCGCUGCACACAGCUGAUUCUGGGGGCCGGCGCAAGACUAUCUGCAGGACUGAAGAACAUCACGACAAAGCAUCUGGCACUGGCCUCACAAGCUCUGUCCUUUAUCGCCACCAUUAUCCCUCACACACGCGAAUUUGUCCGUCGACACGCGGGCUCCGGUGCUGGCGUCUCCGGUCUCAUGGGAGAGUUUGACAGAGUCCGACGGCUGUUGCAGGAGCACCAGGAUAUCAUCCAUCAGAAGCUCGUCGACAUUAUGAGCGGCCGGGCGGCUAUUCACGGCAAGAGCAUGAGGGCUAUCGCCUGGGACGGCUCGGCCACCGAAGGACCGCACCCGUACAUGGAGACGCUCGCCAAAGAGACGACAACCUUACACAGGGUGCUGACGAAGCACCUGCCGCAGAGCUCGAUCCAGAUGAUCAUGCAGCCCGUCUUCGCCAGCUACAAGGAGCAGCUCGGGGCUGCCCUCAAAGAAGCCAGCCCCAAGACCGAGGCGGGCCAACAGAGCAUGCUCCGCGACAUUGAGUUCUUCACAGCCAAGCUAGGGAAGCUCGACGGCUUCGGUGACGCGGGUGAUCACCUCGCCGGCAUCGUCAAGGCAAAGGAGGUCAAGACGGAACUCCGCGUUGAGGCGCCCAAGGACGACGCCGUGGCCGAGGAAGACUCUGGUGAGGACAAGGCCGCGGACGACUCAAAGGAGGGCGAGGCAAAGGAGGGCUCGCAAGAGGAGGAGGUAAAGGAUGUAAGCGAGGGAAGCGGCACGCCAGCGGCAGAGGAGCCAGCCAAGGACGGCGACAAGCCGUGA
Messenger RNA from Purpureocillium lilacinum, 3183 nucleotides. RefSeq lists its product as uncharacterized. The record is from RefSeq and is a predicted model, not a curated record. Gene Ontology annotation, cellular component: GARP complex. Gene Ontology annotation, molecular function: syntaxin binding. Gene Ontology annotation, biological process: Golgi to vacuole transport; retrograde transport, endosome to Golgi. Lineage: Eukaryota; Fungi; Ascomycota; Sordariomycetes; Hypocreales; Ophiocordycipitaceae.